AUGAGGAAGCCCAUAGACUGCCCAACGACGAAGUGCGGCGGCGGCGUGGUGGCGCCGGGAAACAGCAAUGUGGGCGCUGCUGCAGCCGCGAAGCUGCGGAAGGGGCUGUGGUCGCCGGAGGAGGACGAAAGGCUGGUGGCGUACAUGCUGCGGAGCGGGCAGGGAUCGUGGAGCGACGUGGCGCGCAACGCCGGGCUGCACCGGUGCGGCAAAAGCUGCCGCCUCCGGUGGAUCAACUACCUCCGGCCGGACCUCAAGCGGGGCGCUUUCUCGCCACAAGAAGAGGACCUGAUCGUCAACCUCCACGCUAUCCUCGGCAACAGGUGGUCUCAGAUUGCUGCCAGGCUGCCGGGGCGCACCGACAACGAGAUCAAAAACUUCUGGAACUCCACCAUCAAGAAGCGGCUCAAGAUGAGCUCCGCGGCUUCGUCUCCGGCGACAACGGAAUGCGCGUCACCGCCGGAUCCCAAGCACGACGGUGGCAGUGCCAGCUGCCUCGACCUCACCAGCUUAGAUGACGGCGGCCACCACGCAAUGAAGAGCGUGUGGCGGAUAGACUCCUCCUCCUCCACCUCCUCCACCUCGUCGAUGCAGCAGCAGAGCCGGCCGUCGACGAUCGCUGUAGCUGCGGCCAGGGUCUACGGCGGCCUCCUCCUCCCCCUCCCUGACCAAGUCUGUGGCGUCUCGCCGUCCACCGACACGUCGGCCCUGCCGUUCUUCCACGACCAUGCAUCCUUUAAGCAGGUUGAUCCAUUUCAUGGUGGUAGCUACUACAACCAUGGGAUGGCAAUGGGAGGAGGAAGCGGUUGCUUCACGGCAGAAGAAGGAGCAGUCGGCGUAGGAAGCGAACAUGGUGUCCUCUUCAACGUGCCCCCUCUGCUAGAGCCCAUGGCGGUAGCAUUACAAGGUCAAACCCUAACGGCAUCAAGCGGUAAGGACAGCAACAUCAACCAUAAAAAUAUUAACAUGUCUGCUGAGGCUACCACACUGAGCAGCAACAAUGGCAGCAACAUUACGGACAGCAACAACAACAAGAACAAUGUCAACAGUGUGAUCUCCUACUGGGAGCAGCAUGGUCACCAGCAGCACAUGAGCAGGAACGUAGUCAUGGGGGAGUGGGACUUGGAGGAGCUGAUGAAAGAUGUGUCAUCUAUGCCUUUCCUUGAUUUCCAAGUUGAGUGACGACUGGCUGGUGGGACACACCUCCUAGCUGA
Lolium rigidum is the source of this 1214-nucleotide messenger RNA. RefSeq names its product transcription factor MYB83-like. The coding region runs from base 1 to 1182 and encodes 393 amino acids. NCBI's taxonomy places the organism in Eukaryota, Viridiplantae, Streptophyta, Magnoliopsida, Poales, Poaceae. The record is from RefSeq and is a predicted model, not a curated record. The transcript has 2 exons.